Molecule: messenger RNA, 1163 nt
Organism: Rubroshorea leprosula
Lineage: Eukaryota; Viridiplantae; Streptophyta; Magnoliopsida; Malvales; Dipterocarpaceae
Source: the annotation of a GenBank genome assembly
AAGGUUUACUUGCAUUUCUUUUCCUGCAAAACUUCUGCGAGAAGCUUUACUGUGCGUUUCCUGUGCGUGAACUGCAGCAUCAACUGGGGAACUCUAAAUCAAGUCUUUCGAAACCGAGAUUAGAGUUUGAGAAAAUGUCUUCAGAAAGGACAGGAAGUGUAGUAGGGAGUGAGGUGAUGCCCCUGGACUAUGGGAGCAUGGACUCAGAGAGUAGUCCGUCUCCAUCUAGUUCGGAGAAGACGGUCGAAGGGGUGAGAGGAGAUGAGGUGGUGGAGGUUGAGGGGGAUGAGGUGGUAGAGGUUAGGGAAAAUAAGGUGGUGGGGGUUGGGAGAGAUAGCAUACCCAUUACCGUAGUAGAAAUAGAUGGUAGAGGAGGGGGAGAGUAUGAUGUGAAUGCGGAGAUAGUGGAGGAGGUGAAGCAGUACAGGUCUGAGCUAAGGACCAGGGAUAGCCUGGGUCACUUGGUAGAGAAUUACGAGAUCUCUUCGCGAGUGUUAAUUAGGCCAGCUGGGGAAGGGGAGAGGGCGUGCUCUGCUCCUCUGGAUCAUUGGAUGCCCUUAUACUCCCAUUAUUUGUAUGCUGGGCUUAAGUUUCCAAUUCCGGAGUUGCUUGGAGGAAGUAGGAGGGAUAAGGGGUGGUAUUGUUUCACCCUUAGGGUAGCUAAGAAGGAGAGUAUGAUUUUAUUCACUGCGGGUCCUUCAUCCAUUAAGGGAUGGAAGGAAAAAUUCUUUUUUGUGGAUGAUACGAAGUGGGGGAAGGGGGAUGCCGAGGUGAGGGCGUUAGCCUCCUGGAAGGCCAAAAGGGCCAACCAGAAUAGGUUUAGUUUAAAUGAGGAUGAGAAGGAAGAAGUGGGGAAGUUGGUGAGGAAGGGGGGAGAUGUGUUGAACAUCAUGGACCUCACCAGCGCGGCAUGCAUAGAGGCUGCUGAGCUCUAUGGGCCAAGCGCUCUAAGUGAAGCUGAAAUGGACCAGUUUUUGAACACUGUUGGAGGAGCGCCCAUCCCCAAGAAGCCAAGGAAGAAGUCAAAGACUUCAACCAAGAAAGUGGAUGAGGGGAGGACCGAGAAGGAGGUAGUGCCCGUGGCUUCAGCUGAGACGGAGGAGGAGGUGCCAGCGCUGAAGAGGAAGGCCUCCUCCUGUUGAGCUGAACCCUGAGCUCAGACG